AUGAAUUCUUGGCAUACUCCCUUCACCAGUUCAUCUGAGGACCUUCGCCAUUACCAACAGCAACACUACCAGCAGCAGCAGCAACAGCAACAGCAACAUUCCUAUCAUUAUCACCAAAAUUUACAACAUCUUCAACAUUAUCAACAGCAACCACAUCAUCACCAGCAGACACCCCCCACCGGGAGUGCCCGCAGACACCCCCAUCGGGAGUGCCCGCAGAUACCCCCACCGGGAGUGCCCGCAGACACCCCCACCGGGAGUGCCCGCAGACACCCCCGUCGGGAGUGCCAGCAGACACCCCCAUCGGGAGUGCCGCAGACACCCCCACCGGGAGUGCCCGCAGACACCCCCACCGGGAGUGCCCGCAGACACCCCCACCGGGAGUGCCAGCAGACACCCCCAUCGGGAGUGCCGCAGACACCCCCACCGGGAGUGCUCGCAGACACCCCCACCGGGAGUGCCGCAGACACCCCCACCGGGAGUCCCGCAGACACCCCCAUCGGGAGUGCCAGCAGACACCCCCAUCGGGAGUGCCGCAGACACCCCCACCGGGAGUGCCCGCAGACACCCCCACCGGGAGUGCCACAGACACCCCCCACCGGGAGUGCCCGCAGACACCCUCAUCGGGAGUGGCGCAGACACCCCCACCGGGAGUGCCCGCAGACACCCCUCGCCGGGAGUGCCGCAGACACCCCCACCGGGAGUGCCGCAGACACCCCCACCGGGAGUGCCGCAGACACCCCCACCGGGAGUGCCGCAGACACCCCCACCGGGAGUGCCGCAGACACCCCCACCGGGAGUGCCGCAGACACCCCCACCGGGAGUGCCGCAGACACCCCCACCGGGAGUGCCGCAGACACCCCCACCGGGAGUGCCGCAGACACCCCCACCGGGAGUGCCCGCAGACACCCCCCGCCGGGAGUGCCCGCAGACACCCCCCGCCGGGAGUGCCCGCAGACACCCCCACCGGGAGUGCCUGCAGACACCCCCACCGGGAGUGCCGCAGACACCCCCACCGGGAGUGCCGCAGACACCCCCCACCGGGAGUGCCGCAGACACCCCCACCGGGAGUGCCUGCAGACACCCCUCACCGGGAGUGCCUGCAGACACCCCCCACCGGGAGUGCCGCAAACACCCCCCACCGGGAGUGCCGCAGACACCCCCACCGGGAGUGCCCGCAGACACCCCCACUGGGAGUGCCGCAGACACCCCCACCGGGAGUGCCGCAGACAUCCCCACCGGGAGUGCCGCAGACACCCCCACCGGGAGUGCCCGCAGACACCCCCACCGGGAGUGCCCGCAGACACCCCCCACCGGGAGUGCCGUAGACACCCCCCACCGGGAGUGCCGCAGACACCCCCCACAGGGAGUGCCGCAGACACCCCCCACCAGGAGUGCCGCAGACACCCCCCACCGGGAGUGCCGCAGACACCCCCACUGGGAGUGCCCGCAGACACCCCCCACCGGGAGUGCCACAGACACCCCCACCGGGAGUGCCGCAGACACCCCCACCGGGAGUGCCCGCAGACACCCCCACUGGGAGUGCCCGCAGACAACCCCCACCGGGAGUGUCGCAGACAACCCCCACCGGGAGUGCCACAGACACCCCCACCGGGAGUGCCACAGACACCCCCACCGGGAGUGCCGCAGACACCCCUACCGGGAGUGCCCGCAGACAACCCCCACCGGGAGUGCCGCAGACACCCCCACCGGGAGUGCCCGCAGACACCCCCACUGGGAGUGCCCGCAGACAACCCCCACCGGGAGUGCCGCAGACAACCCCCACCGGGAGUGCCCGCAGACACCCCUACCGGGAGUGCCCGCAGACACCCCUACCGGGAGUGCCAGCAGACACCCCCACCGGGAGUGCCGCAGACACCCCCACCGGGAGUGCCCGCAGACACCCCCACCGGGAGUGCCCGCAGACACCCCUACCGGGAGUGCCAGCAGACACCCCCACCGGGAGUGCCCGCAGACACCCCCACCAGGAGUGCCCGCAGACACCCCUACCGGGAGUGCCGCAGACACCCCUACCGGGAGUGCCCGCAGACACCCCUACCGGGAGUGCCAGCAGACACCCCCACCGGGAGUGCCGCAGACACCCCCACCGGGAGUGCCCGCAGACACCUCUACCGGGAGUGCCAGCAGACACCCCCACCGGGAGUGCCGCAGACACCCCCACCGGGAGUGCCCGCAGACACCCCUACCGGGAGUGCCCGCAGACACCCCUACCGGGAGUGCCGCAGACACCCCCACCAGGACUCUAACCUUGGACGCGCUGUGAUUGAACUAAUAACACCGAGUAUUGUGGAGUGA
This is a messenger RNA of Procambarus clarkii (red swamp crayfish), 2316 nucleotides long. The record is from RefSeq and is a predicted model, not a curated record. NCBI's taxonomy places the organism in Eukaryota, Metazoa, Arthropoda, Malacostraca, Decapoda, Cambaridae.